AGGUACGCAACUGAUAUGUUGGCAUUGGCGCGCGAAAGCAAAUAUGAUGACACUAUCGGAAGGGACGAGGAGAUUCGUCGUUCUAUCCAGAUCCUGUGCCGUCGGUUAGCAUCCACAAUUGUUCAUCUGAUCUGUGAACCAGGAGUCGGAAAGACAGCGGUCGCUGAGGGUCUCGCCCAUAGAAUGGCUGCAAAUCAGGUCCCACAAAAUCUGAAGGGCACACUCUACAACCUAGACUUGGGCGCGCUUUUUGCGGGAGCAGGAAAGGGUGAAUAUGAGGAGAUGGUAUGCUUCGCUCUGAUACGCGUUUUAUCUUCGUUUAUAUUUGUUUUCAAAGACGUGAAACGCAGUCAAGAAAGCCAGUCCCCAGCUAUUUUAUUUAUCGACGAGCUCCACCUUAUAUCUGUUGGAAAGGGACAGGGCGGCCAAGCUGGGAUGGAUGCAGCAAACCUACUGAAGCCUGAGCUUGCGCGUGGUCAAUUCCGGUGUAUAGGUGCCACGACGCUAGCAGAGUAUCGGGAGCAUAUCGAGAAAGAUGGCGCGCUUACACGCCGGUUUGCUCAGGUUAUUGUUGAUGAGCCAACAAUAGAUCAAGCCAAAACUAUUCUACGUGGCUCUCGGGAGCGGUACGAGAAUCACCACCGUGUUUGGAUCAUGGAUCAAGCAAUAGUUACUUCAGUCGAACUCGCUCACAGGUAUCUCACUGCAAGAAGAUUACCUGACUCGGCAUUUGACCUCAUGGACGAAGCCUGUGCUUCUGCAAGAGUACAGCAAGAUUUAAAGCCAGAGACCAUAGAGGAACUUGAACAAGGCGUGGUCCAGCAGGAACAUUACAUUCGGUCCCUCGAGCGCGAUAAUUAUCCUGGUGACGACAAUGCACUGAACGAGGCCAAACAAGCUAUGCAGCAACUCAAAGCGAAGUUGAGAUUUCUAGAACGUGAACAGAGUGCAGUAACAGAAUGGUGGAAAUUGAUCGCGAGCUAUCGUGACGGCAUUCAAAAGAAGAGGUUGGAGUUGAACACAGCGAGAAGCCUUGUUCGAACGGAGCAGAAAGGUCCGGUCCAAAAAGGUUCGGGAGACCAAAGAGAUUCCGAAUUUAUGGACCAUCAAUUUGUGUCCCUCUUGGCCAAAAACCGACGCACUGUCUCAUCUCCAGACAUCAUCACACCAGAAAGCAUAGCUGUUAUUGUGGAAAAGGCAACGAAAAUCCCAGUGCGACAGUUACUGGACACGGAUAAAGAGCGUCUCCUGCAUCUUCAAAGUACCCUGGAGAAAAAGGUCAUCGGGCAACCGGAAGCUAUCGAUGCCGUAGUGAACGCUAUCCAGCUAUCUCGCACUGGACUGGGCAACGCCAACCGACCAAAUGCCUGCCUGCUCUUUACCGGACCAUCUGGUACUGGGAAGACAUUACUGUCGAAGGCUCUCGCAGAGGAACUGUUUGGACAGUCUACGGCAAUGAUCCGCAUCGAUGGCAGCGAAUAUUCUCAAAGUCACUCUGUUUCGCGACUGAUUGGUGCCCCUCCAGGAUAUGUGGGUUAUGAUCAAGGCGGACAGCUUACAGAGUAUGUUCGACGGACGCCGUAUUGCAUUAUCUUACUAGAUGAGAUCGAGAAAACUUGCGCGGAGUUCUUGACAUUGUUUUUGCAAGUCAUGGACGAUGGACGCUUGACGGAUGGACAGGGACGGCUGGUGGAUUUCCGUAAUACAGCAAUUAUCAUGACAUCCAACGUUGGUGCAGACAUUUUGAGCAAGGAAAGUGGGAAGAUAUCCGAUCACAUCAGGCAAGCUGUCAUGCAACGUUUUAAAGAGGCCAGAUUUUCUCCCGAAUUCCUCAACCGAGUCGAUGAAGUCGUUAUGUUUAGGACCAUGUCGGCUGAUAUGAUGAACAAAGUUUUGGAUAAGCAUUUGGGAGACUUGCGACAGCGGGAUGGCCUGAAGAAAAUGACGCUAGACCUCGAUCGUGCUGCAAAGAAAUGGCUCAUUGAUCGGGGUAUUUCAAGGGAAUACGGUGCCCGUCUGCUCACGAGAGUCAUCCAGGGAGAAUUGCUUAACCCACUUGCACGUGCCAUCCUGCAGAAAAGUGUACGUAAUGACGAAAUUGUGCUGGUUCGUGUCAAGGACGAUGGGCUUGGCUUGGACAUUCGCUCUAGCCAGAGAUCCUAGCCGGCGUAGUUUGCAUAUGUGCCUAGACCUACUUUUGCUUUAUGUUUAUGUAACCCAUGGAGCAGCGCCGUUGAUAAUCUAGAUAUCGCUACACUCCCAUGAACAAAUCGCUAGAGACUGAUGAGGGACAAUGCAAUACUCGUU
Suillus fuscotomentosus is the source of this 2307-nucleotide messenger RNA. Its product is annotated as P-loop containing nucleoside triphosphate hydrolase protein. Gene Ontology annotation, molecular function: ATP binding; ATP hydrolysis activity. Gene Ontology annotation, cellular component: cytosol; cytoplasm. NCBI's taxonomy places the organism in Eukaryota, Fungi, Basidiomycota, Agaricomycetes, Boletales, Suillaceae. The record is from RefSeq and is a predicted model, not a curated record. Gene Ontology annotation, biological process: cellular response to heat. The coding region runs from base 16 to 2163 and encodes 715 amino acids. The transcript has 15 exons.